This is a messenger RNA of Mustela erminea (ermine), 2960 nucleotides long. RefSeq names its product gasdermin-B-like. Lineage: Eukaryota; Metazoa; Chordata; Mammalia; Carnivora; Mustelidae. The transcript is spliced from 2 exons. The record is from RefSeq and is a predicted model, not a curated record. Bases 276 to 557 code for a protein of 93 amino acids.
CGAAGGCAGCGGCUUAGCCCACUGAGCCACCCAGGCGCCCUGUAAGUAGAGCUCUUAAUUGCUGUCUCUACAGGGAAGUCUUUGAAUUUAGAGGAUUUCAGAAACGUGAAGGAGAAGGACAUGGUGAGGGCCUCUAGGAUCUGACUGAGAAGGAACAAAAAGAUGUGCUAAGCUGCCUCAGAGGGCAGUUGCCACUCUACUAGAGUGGGACUGGUGUCAUCUCCCCCAUUUCCUGCCCCUAGGCGUUGGAGGUCCUGAUCCCUGGUGGCCUACAGAUGGAGGGUCUAGCAGGUCUUCUCAUGAGUAGCUUUUUUAAUGCUGCUGGGUUCUUGGUAAAGGCACAUACAGGAUGCAUUCUGGAUAUCUUGGAUGCUUUGAUUAAGCUGUCUGAGGAGCAGCAUCGUGUGGCUGAGGCCCUAGAGAGGGGGACCCUGCCCCUGCUGAAGGACCAGGGAAGACAGCCUGGGCUGAGGGCCAGGGCCAGUAGAAGUGAAUACCUGUGCUCUCAAGGGACUCAGAAGACCCAAGGACAGUCUUUCCUACUUCAUAGUUCAUAGUUAAUUUGCAUCUAUUCAGCUGGUCUGUGGCAAUUUCCUGCAACACUUGGUUUCCAAGACAACUUGGAUGGGCUUUUUACACUCUGUUGCUAGCCUAUGGGCAGGGGGCGGGGCGAAGGGGCGCGCAGAAAACUGUUGUCCCAGGAUGGCAGUGCCAACACUGAUUAGCAGUGCCUGUCACUAUGUUGAGAGAAUAUGAGACUCUCCAGGAUCUGCAGUAAAAAGUGGCAUGAUAAUUUACUACAUCUGCCAGGGCCCAGGAUUAAGAAGUGUGGCCAAGUAUUUGCCAUUUCUAGUAUGAUUCCUUGUACCUAGCUUUGCAGUCUGGUGUGUUUCUUUCCAGGUAGAAUCUGUCCUGAAGCAGAACUGAAAUGAGCAGCCCUGUGAUGUGGGCUGAGACCGUGACACAUGACUUCUCUGUGCCCUCUGGUGUUGCUCUUUCCCUCCUGCUGCAGCUGGGGGAGAAGCCGACUCUGUGCCUUCCUAACUGUAUGUCAGCCCUUAAACCAUUCUCCUCACAAGCCUCUGGGGGCUCCCCUCCCAGGCCAUCCCUGUCCCCCACCUCCGGUCACCGGAAUGCUGUCUUUAUAACAAACAGCCGACUUUUCUUCAAUACAUCACGUUCCCUACAUGAGAAUGUCCAAAAAUCAACCCGGAUUGUAGGCAUGAGCUUCUGACUAAAACUGGCAGAUUGGUCAUAUUAAUUUUCUCUCCCUCUUGAAACCUAACUAAAUAAAGUAAAGCAAUAGAAAAGAUGUAAACCCACAAUGAUAAAGAGAAUGAGGCAGCAGAUAAGAGAUUCUGACACAUCUUUGGAAACUAGAAAGCAAUUAAAGGCAUUCAAGCCAGGAGGUGUGGGCCUGAGAGGAGCAGGAGUGUGGGAGGAGACUGCUGUUGCCUCAUCAUGAACCUUUUAUCUUUAAUAUUUUUUCAGACGAGGUAAUUAAAAGUAAAAUAUAUGCUUGUUGUAAAGUAUUUCACAUACUGCUCACGGUCAAAGGUGAUCUCCCCUUCUUCUUCUGAUAUAAUCACUGCUGACAUUUUUGGGCUACUUUAACAGUCUUCCUGUGAAGCAGUGUCUACAAUGGUAAUUUAAACACGAAGCUAGGAUGAUAUAAUAAAUUUGAUUUCUAUCUUUGGUACUUGAGUUGUUUUUUCUUUUAGAUUGGUAAAAAUAUUAUAUGCAACAGGAAUUCUCAUAAAUGCUGUUGGGGGGGAACUGCUUUAGUGAAUUGUUUGAUGGUGUCUAAUAGAAAGCUAAACAGGUGCCUGCGAGCCGGCCCCCCACAUGCCUGCGAGCCAGCCCCUCCACUUCCUAGGCACAUACCAAAGAGGAAGGAGUGUGCGUCUCCACCUAAAGACACGCAUUACAAAAACAUGAGCGUUAAGACCCCCAAGCUGAACACUGCUCAGAUGUCCGGUGACUUUAGGAUGGAUACAUAUAUUGUGGCAUAUUUAUGCAAGAAGAGAGAGCAAGUUACUGCUACACAUAACAAUAUAGAUGACUUUCACAGACACAGUGCUGAGCAAAUCACUCUAGACACAAAAGAACAUAUUUGAGUUCUCUGAGGAGCAGAUGACAAAACAGAAUUGGAUGUGCAAACGACAUGGUAACGGAAGCGACUCUAAAGAGUAAAGGGAGAGGGAGGGGGAAUGGCAAGACUUCGAUGAGGGUCUAAAACCUAAGAAAGGAGAGAAGGAGGGAAGGAUUGAGUAAGAAGAGUCUCAGACUGCUGGCAGUUCCGAGAGCCUCUUUGCUCAGCGCUGAGUCCCCAUCAGGCAGGACUGGCCAGGCUCUAAUGUCCACCCCAAGCUCAGCCUUUGGCUGGAAGCAGCCCCGGGAAGCCUGGUCUCAGGAGGGAGAUGUACAAGGGAGCAGACAGAGCUUCUUAGUCAGCUAUGCUUCCUGCAGCAGGUUCUCCUAAAGAAAAUCCUCCCUGGCCACCACAAUACUGUAUGAUCCCAUUAUAUGAGGCUCAAGAGCAGGGAAAAACUAAGCAAUGGUGGUAAAACUCAAAAUAGUGGUUAUCUUAGUGGAAUAGUCUUAACUGAGAAGAGGCAUGAGGGAAUCUUCUAGGGUGCUGGAAAUAUAUAAAGAUUCGUUGUGCUAACAUUUAUGAUCAAUAUAGUUCACUAUAUUUUACAUCAGUAAAAAAAGUAAAAAAAAAAAAGUACAUCGUAUAUAAUUCCAUGUAAAUGAAGUGAAAACCGAGCAAAACUAAAUGAUAGUGGUAGAAGUCAGAAUAGUGAGGGCAGUACUGGCUUAGAAGGGGCGUGAGGAAAUCUUCUGGGGCAUUGGAAAUAUUUUAUGACUUGAUCAGGAUAGUGGUUAUGUGGAUGUUUACAUGUAUAUAAAUCUAAUAAGACAUACAUUUAAGAUCUGGGCACUUUGUUUUUAACUUC